AUGGGCCUCCUCGGUGGUGGAGACGACUCCUCACUGGCGUCCAGUUCGGGAUGGGGCGUACAGCCACCGCCCAGCUCCUCAGACUGGGGCAGCUCCUCAGCCAACAACAAUAACAACAGCAGCAGCGGCGGCGGCAGCACCAGCCUCAGCGGCGGCAACAACAACAACAACUCAGCUGCUGGCUCAGGCUGGGCGUCUGCAGGCAGUUGCGGCAGCGGUGCCGCAGUAUCCGCCGCCAUGGCCAUCAACUCCACUGGCAGCAACCAGCAGACGGCGAACGGUGGCCUACGAGGCAGCCAACAGCAGCAGCAGUCAUCGCUGAACAGCAACCAGGCCAACUUGCUGAUGAGCGGCAAUCAGUCUGGCGAUCAACAGCAGCAGCAGUCUCUGCUGUCCUCCUCACCAAAGCCAGCUCUCUCCAGCUCCUGGGCACAAGCCGCCGGCAAGGGCCUGGUCCACGCGACCUCGGCCAAUGCCUCAGGCAACGCCAGCGGACCAAACGCAUCAUCGACUGCCUCCGCCAUCAGCAGCGCAGGCAUCAUCACCACAAAUAGUCACGACACUUCCAAUGUGGGAAGUGGUGGUGGCGGCCUUGGCCUCGGCGCUGCCUCUUCUCAGCAACAGCAGUCUUCCGUUGCAUCCUCCUGUCUUUCCGCCUCAAGUGUGGCCACCACCGCCAACUGUUCUUCCGGUGGCCUGAGCAUGAGCGGCAACGUUGUCAGCUCGACCAUGGCAUUUGGAUCAGGCAGUGGUGGAUCGAGCAGCAAUGGCAACGGCAAUAGCAGCAGCGGUCCUUCAGCUGGUGGUCUCAACAUGCUCGGCGGCAGCUCCAAUGUCGCAGGCUCCAGUGGCAAUGCAAUGGACGCAGCGAACGCUGCGGCCAACAAGCGUCAGAUGGGUAGCUCCUCGUCGACCACCACGUCUGGCGCCAACAUCAACGAUCUCAUCGGUGGCCUGAGCGACGAUUUCCGUGAAACCCUUUUUACUGAAAAGUGGGGCUCAUCUGUGAUAAACCAAGAUUCCCCCUGGAAUCUGCCCUCGUCCUCCCACGCGUCCAGCAGUAGUCCAAAGGUUCACCAGGAAACGUCCACCUGGCGCUGUCCAGUCAACUCAGGCACUGAAAUCUGGGAGAGCUCUAUUCGCCAGAAGAAGGGCUCUCUGGGCGGGCCCGGCGGCGUCGGCCUCCUCUCCUCCGCCUCCGUCGGCAUGGGCGUGGGCGGUGGUCCGGUGCAGCCCUGGGGACAGACGCCCACCACCAACAUUGGCGGCACCUGGGGCGAAGAGGAGGGCAUUGACACGAGCAACCACUGGACGGGCGUGCCCCAGUCCGCCAACUCGCUCAACUCAGUCACUUCGGUGGGCGGGGGCAUGGCACCGACCGGUGGCCCCUCUGGACUGGGCGGCCACUCUGCCCUGGGCGGGCACGUCAACUCCUCAAGUAUUAAUCCAAACUGGUCAGCUGGGCCAUCGGCUCUGUCGAAUGGGGGCCCUGGCUCUGGCAUCUCCAAUCCCUACUCGCUACUCACUCCCUCGGGCCUCGGUGCCGGCGGUCUCGGCGGUGCAAACAAUAUCGGCGGCGGUGACGGCGGCGGCGUCGGUAUGAACAACUGGAAUGGAAACGACAAGAGUGCUUACGACUCGCGCAAGGCCACCAAUUGGGGCAAUUUUGAUCAAUCCGACUCUGUCUCUGAGUCGAACUGGGACAAAUCGGGCAACGACGGCGGCUCUUUUGGCACCUGGAACCCGCCCGACAAUCGCAAGGACGGCUGCUGGGACAAGGAUUCCAAUGACAGCUUCAAGGGCGUCGAUGAUGGCACUGCAGUUUGGGGCAAUCCAGGCGGACGAAGUGGUGCUGGCAACAGUGGCCAGCACGGACAACUUCGUCAGCCUCAGCCACCGAACUGGCAAAAGGAACAGCAGCAACAGCAGCAGCAGCCAAAGUACGGAAUGCCCAUGCCUGGUGUCAACAAGAACGGCUACAGCGGCAAUCCUGGCUGGAACAAUGGCAACAACGGCGGCAACAAGCCACUCGGUCAGAACAUGCUCACUCGAACCUGGACUGAUGCGAGCAGUGGUCACCGCAAGUCGCCUUCAAUGUGGAAUGACGACAGCAAGUCAAUGAAUGGCUCCAUGACACCAAACUGGAGCGAUGGUCAGAUUGACACUAGCAGCUGGGGCAGCAGCAAGCCAGCGAAGCCACUUACGCGAGAGAUGAUUCUCAGCAGCAAGCAGUACCGUCUGCUCGUCGAUUUGGGACACAAGAAGGAUGACGCGGAGAACGCUUUGCGUAAUUGCGGUGGCCGCUUUGAGGAUGCACUGGCCCACCUGGAGACGGUGAAGCCGAUAAAGAGCGGCUUUGGCGUCGGCGGCGGCAUCGGCAACAAUCCGCUGAUGGACUUUAACAAGAUGACCCUCAGCGGUGCCGGCGGCGGCAAUGGCGGCGGCAACGGUCGCGGCCAUGGCGGCCUGGCGCCCAUGCCACCAAACGUCGGCGGCGGCGCCUCCGCCUGUCCCCCUGCGUCGCUGCACAACCUGGCGCAACGCAUUCAUCUGGCGGUGAGCACCGGAUUUCUCAAUCCAGCGAUUCUCAAUCAGCCACUGUCUAAUCAGAACCUGGAGAUCCUCUCUGAGCUGCUGAAUCAGAUUAAGAAUCUGAAGGAGGUGCAAGGGCAGAUGGCGCAGUCGGGUGGCAGCUUGAAGUCCUCCCUGGAGUACCGUCUGCGUGAGGUGCGCCAGAAUAUCACUCAGCUGCAGAAUCAGCUGCGCAAUGACGCCGGCGGCAAGAUGACCAACAAUGGCAUUGGCAAGGACUACUUUGAGCCGAACAACGACCAAGGAGGCCACAGCAUGAACAAGGAGGUCUUUCAGCUGAGCAAGGGCCCGGUGGACAACUACGGCGGCGGCAAUGGCAAUGCUCCCGGGGGCCACCCGGGCGGCGGCGGCGGUGGUCUGCAGGGCUCUCGCCUCUUCAACUGGAAGCACAGCAAACAGCAGUCGGCGGGAGAGCACGGCGGACCGAUGGGCAACGACAACUUUAUCCGCGCCCCCGGCGGCCUGCCCAAGGCGAACCACUCGGCGACCAACUGGAGCAACUUCAUGGACGACAAUGGCGGCGGGGGAUGGCCGGACAAGAGCGGCGGCGACCACAUGGCCGGAGGUGGCGGGCUCGACUGCGCCGACUACGGCGGUCUGGGCAACUUUGGCGCUCCCAUGGGGGCUCCUGACACCUUUGACUCUGGCUAUGGAAAGCACUCGUGGAAGCCUGCUGCCAAGUCGGCCCUAGUGGACGAUGACCCCCGGUCGCCGAUCGCACAGAAGGCCAUGAUGGGCGGUGACAACUCGUUCUCGUGGAACAGUGGCAUGGGCGGUGGUGCUGCCUCUGCUAAUGCCAUCUCAAAGGGCUCCAACUCGCUGCUUGGCGGAGGUGGCGGCGGCGGCGGUGGUGGCCAGGGCGCAGGUCAGAUGGACUCGCUCAACUCGCCCUUUGGCUUCAGCGGCAACACCUGGUCGUACAACAGCGGCCCCGCCCCUUCCUCUGCUGCUGGUAACGCAGCCAUGGGCGUCAAUGCGACGCCAUUCAAUGCGGCUGAUCUGAACAAGAACAAGAACGCAAUGAACAACAACAGCAAGCCCAACAACUCGCACACCUGGAGCAACUCUGGCCUGAACUCGGGCUCAGACUACUCUGACUCGCUGUGGACUUCAGGGGGUGGUGGAAACAACAGCGGGGGCAAUGGUGGUCCUGCAGGAGGUGGAGCAGGCGCCGGCAAGCCUCGCCCACCGCCUGGUCUGUCCAAGUCGGGCAGUGUCACCUCUGGUGGCAACUCCAUCUGGUCAUCGGGAGGCAGUGGUUCAGAGUACCUCAGACUGCGUAAUCUGACGCCACAGAUUGAUGGCUCCACCCUGAAGACCUUGUGCUGCCAGCACGGCCCCCUGAACCUGUUUCACCUCUUUCUGAACCACGGCGCGGCCAUUGCUCGAUACUCGAAUCGCGAGCAGGCCAUCAAGGCGCAGUCUGCCCUGAACAACUGCGUCCUCGGCAACACCACCAUUCUCGCCGACCUGCCGCUGGAGUCGGAGGUGCAGCAGUACCUGCAGCUGAUCAACGGCGGCGGCCACUCUGCUAAUCCCAACGGAAAUGGCGGCCAACAGUCGGCAAACAGUGCCAACGGCCACAAUGCCCACAACUCCGGCGGAGGAGGGCAGCAAUCACACGGCGGCCACCACGGAGGAGGUGGCAGUGGCGGAGGACACCACUCGGGGUACGGCAACCCCAACACCGCCAGCUGGUCAAACGGAACUAAUGCUAGUCAGUCGAGUGCCGGUGGCGGCGCCGGCCACGUCCAAUCCAAUGCCGCCCCCUCCACUGCGCCCAUUCCGCUGUACAGUCGGACGAGCAGCGUGGGCGCCGUCUCCGCCGGUCCCAACUCUGCGCCCAUCACCGUGGCGCACAUGUCGCCCUUUGCCAGCGGCUCCGCUCCCGUGCAGGUCAACCAACUGCCCUACAACAGCGGUGCCCCCGGUCUGGUCAGCUCGGUGCAUUCCAACUACAACUCCACUCUGCUCAGCCAGGCUGCUGGCGGCGUCGGCGUCAACUCGGCCAGUCAGUUCUCCAAGAUGGACAAUGGCCUGCUCAGCUCGUGGAACACUGCCUCCUCGGGCAGCGGCGGUCUCUGGGACAGCUCCGCACUGCCCGGCGCCUCAGGCGGCCUGUGGAGCACCGGUGGCUACGGUGCCGCUGAUCGAAACACGCCCAUUCAGAAUGCUUUCCUUCCCGGGGACCUUCUCACGGGGGACAACAACUGA
Molecule: messenger RNA, 4806 nt
Organism: Rhagoletis zephyria (snowberry fruit fly)
Lineage: Eukaryota; Metazoa; Arthropoda; Insecta; Diptera; Tephritidae
Source: RefSeq, a predicted model, not a curated record